Vigna radiata var. radiata (mung bean) is the source of this 623-nucleotide messenger RNA. RefSeq names its product (+)-neomenthol dehydrogenase-like. The coding region runs from base 6 to 623 and encodes 205 amino acids. NCBI's taxonomy places the organism in Eukaryota, Viridiplantae, Streptophyta, Magnoliopsida, Fabales, Fabaceae. The transcript is spliced from 2 exons. The record is from RefSeq and is a predicted model, not a curated record. Gene Ontology annotation, cellular component: membrane.
UAUAGAUGUUUCCCUUAAUCAAUUCAUUAAAGAAAUCAAGUUUAUUGUUGAGUUGUUUGGUGNAGGAAAAUGCUGGUCGUGUUGAUUGGAGUAAAAUAGUAAGUGAAACAUAUGAAUUAGCUGAAGCAGGUCUUAAAACAAACUACUAUGGAGUCAAGGAAUUAACCAAAACACUUAUUCCACUUCUUCAGUUUUCAAGCUCUCCAAAAAUUGUAAAUGUUUCCUCGUACAUGGCAAGGCUUGAGAAUAUGAAGGAUGGAAGGCCUAAAGAAGUACUCAGUGAUGCUGAAAACCUUACAGAAGAAAAGAUUGAUGAGAUUUUGGAUGAAUUUGUGAAGGCCUUUAAAGAGGGUUCACUAGAAAGCAAAGGUUGGCCUUAUGCAAUGUCUGCAUAUAGUGUCUCAAAAGCUGNUCUUAAUGCCUACACAAGGAUUCUAGCUAAGAAGUAUCCCUCAUUCUGCAUCAAUGNUGUUUGUCCAGGCUAUGUGAAAACAGAUAUAAACUAUAAUACAGGUUUUCUCACACCAGAUGAAGGUGCUGAAGCUGCAGUGAGAUUGGCAGUGCUACCAGAUGAUAGCCCUUCUGGCCUUUUUUUCUUUAGAAGUGAAGAGAUACCAUUUUGA